Molecule: messenger RNA, 1456 nt
Organism: Linepithema humile (Argentine ant)
Lineage: Eukaryota; Metazoa; Arthropoda; Insecta; Hymenoptera; Formicidae
Gene: Rpn7
Product: regulatory particle non-ATPase 7
Biological process (GO): proteasome-mediated ubiquitin-dependent protein catabolic process
Cellular component (GO): proteasome regulatory particle
Molecular function (GO): protein binding
Source: RefSeq, a predicted model, not a curated record
CGUCAUAUAAGACGGUUCUUAACCUGUAUUUAGAAGACCACACGUAAAAGUGUCGGUUUAUUAUAUCGAGUUUGUCUAGUUAAUUAAAAAUGCCGCUGGAGAAUUUGGAAGAGGAAGGCUUGGAGAAGAAUCCGAAUCUGUUGUUAGCACAGACUAAAUUCCUGCUAAGUCUUCCAGAGCACAAAGAUGAUCCCAAUCUCAAGACAAAACUUUUGGAUGCCAUCAAAGCUGAAAAUAUGGCUCCAUUUUACGAAGAAGUGUGCAAAGAUCUGGAUUGGCCAGUAGAGGAAACCCUUCUUUCAACAAUGAAAACACACAAUACAGAACAAUUAAAAAAACUUGAUGAUGCUAUCGAGGAUGCUGAGAAAAAUCUAAGCGAGAUGGAAGUUCGUGAAGCUAACUUAAAAAAAUCAGAAUAUCUGUGUCGAAUAGGCAAUAAAGAGGAUGCAAUCUCGUCAUUUAGGAAAACUUAUGACAAGACAGUAUCAUUAGGGCACAGACUAGAUAUUGUGUUCCAUAACAUAAGAAUUGGUUUGUUCUACUUGGACCAUGAUCAUAUUACCAGAAAUAUUGAGAAAGCUAAAAGCUUGAUAGAAGAAGGCGGAGAUUGGGAUAGACGAAAUCGUUUAAAAGUCUAUCAAGGAAUGUACUGCAUCGCAGUUCGCAACUUUAAAGAAGCUGCAAACUUUUUUUUGGAUACAAUUAGCACGUUUACAAGCUAUGAACUCAUGGAUUAUAAUACGUUUGUGAGAUAUACAGUAUACUUGAGCAUGAUAAGUCUCCCGCGAAAUGAGCUGAGAGACAAAAUUAUUAAGGGUUCUGAGAUAUUGGAGGUCCUUCAUAGUAAUAUAGAUGUCAAGGAUUACUUGUUUUCAUUGUAUAAUUGUCAUUAUGCAGAUUUCUUCAAGAAUCUUGCACACGUUGAAGGAUUGCUACGGCAAGAUUACUUAGUAUUUCCGCAUUAUCGAUAUUAUGUUCGGGAGAUGCGAAUCCUCGCGUAUACACAGCUGUUAGAAUCCUACCGGUCUUUAACCUUGCAGUAUAUGGCUGAAGCAUUUGGAGUUACAGUGGAAUACAUUGAUCAGGAAUUAUCGCGCUUUAUAGCAGCAGGUCGAUUACAUUGCAAAGUCGAUCGAGUCGGAGGUGUGGUCGAAACAAAUCGGCCAGACAGCAAAAAUUGGCAAUAUCAAGCGAUGGUGAAACAAGGGGAUUUACUGCUUAACAGGGUGCAGAAAUUAUCGCGCGUUAUUAACAUUUAAUUUUUUAUAUUAUCAUCGCACAGAGAAUAUAUGUUAUUGACUUAAAACGACUACUCAAGAUCAACAAUUUGAAUGUUUGCUGCAUAUCUGCUUUAAAGAGCUUGUAUGUCUCGUUUUAAUGAAAAUUUUGUAACGAUGAAAGCUGAAAGUCUCAUGUUUGAUUUUGUAAACAAAAUACAUAUACGAUUUUCCUCUAA